Molecule: messenger RNA, 2785 nt
Organism: Gasterosteus aculeatus aculeatus (three-spined stickleback)
Lineage: Eukaryota; Metazoa; Chordata; Actinopteri; Perciformes; Gasterosteidae
Gene: gpbp1l1
Product: GC-rich promoter binding protein 1-like 1
Biological process (GO): positive regulation of DNA-templated transcription; DNA-templated transcription
Cellular component (GO): nucleus
Molecular function (GO): RNA binding; DNA binding
Source: RefSeq, a predicted model, not a curated record
CCUGUUGACCCAUCGUUCAGUGUUUCAUCCUGGACGAAAGGGAUCUGCCUCUGGGAAAAGGGCUGCGCUGUCCUGCAGGAGUUGGAGAGGGGGGUGUCACUGUGCUGCUCCCCGUCUGUCGCUCUGUGAUCAGUGCCAGCAGCCCGAGGAACCGAGCCCAGCCGGACCGAGCGAGGAGGCAGAGGACUUCAGAGCCACAGACUCUGGGAUCCUGGCCAUGAGGUUUGAUGCCUCGAUCCACUGACCGGAAACACUGGACCUAAAUGGCGCAGCAUGACUUUGUCCCUGCCUGGCUUAACUUCUCCACGCCCCAGCCUGCCAAGUCCCCUGCUGCCAACCUUGACAAACAAGGGGAUCCCCACCACCACAGAGACGGCAGACCCGCUGUGAGCCGCCGCCGCCACAACUCCUCCGAUGGCUUCUUCAACAACGGCGCCCUGCGCGCUCCAGCAGGCGACGGAUGGCAGCAGCCCUCUCUGCUUCUGAGGCAUGACUCGGUGGACUCGGGGGUGGCCAAAGGAGGGCACGGGGGGCUGGCGGGGGGCUCCUGUUGGAAGGAAACGCCCAGCUGGCAUGGAGCGCCACGGGGGGCCCAGGACGGCCACCACCACCACGGCCACCACGGCCACCACCACCAGGGACGCCACCCCAAACGGGUAGGGGUCGAGAGGGACAGGCAGGUGGGGCACCGGCAGCGCAACGGCAACUUUCAUCCCCGCAAGGGCCCCUCGUACCAGGACAAGUUCCCCAACGAGGAACGCAAGGACGGCAAGGACGACAAGCUGAAGUUUGUGGAAGAGGACUUUCCUUCCCUCAACCCUGAAGCAACUGGAAAGCCUGCAACUCCGAUGCGAGCAGUGGCUCCCCAUGCUGGAGUUUGGGAAAACCCCCCUAGUGGCAAACAGAUGGUGUCCAAAAUGCUGGUUAUCAAGAAGCUUUCCAAGGAGGACUCCGGCACGGCCUUCUCUGCCGGGUUCGCCACUGCCGGCCCCUUGCCCACCAAUGGCAGCAAAGUUCCCAUUUCCGGCUCCAGCAUCUACAAGAACCUGGUCCCAAAGCCUGCUGUGGCCCCCACCAAGAGCACCCAGUGGAAAUCCGGUGGGAGAGAGAUCACAAAGUCUGGCCUUCACAUGCCGGGCCGAGAUUCCGUGUUCACCAGCCCCGUCUCUGCAGCCAAACCCAGCCCCCCAGUCAGUGCACCACAGCACUUCAACUCGAAAGAGCACCCUUCCAGCACGACUCCUCCCAUAGACAUCGCCCCGUCGAGGCUGAAGCUAAUGCGGCGCGGUCCGGACCGCAAGAGUGAGUUCUUGCGAGCUUUGAAGGACGAGGGCACCGGAGAGCUGGUGACGAGCAGCAGCCCGGGAACAUCGGGAGAAGGUGAAAGCAGCACCCCGGAGCCCAAAGCCUACAGCGAGGAAGUGUGCCACGAGAAUGGUCUGUCCUACUCGCUCAGUGACUCUGACACUGAGCACCUGUCGAGUUCCCUGGAGGCGGAGCACAGGUUGCUGAAGGCCAUGGGCUGGCAGGAGUACCCAGAAAAUGACGACAACUUCCUGCCUCUGACCGAGGACGAGCUGCGAGAGUUCCAGACUAAAACCGAACAGCUGAAGAGGAACGGCAUGCAGAGGAACGGGGCGCUCCUGCCGAGGGCGCGAGGCGUGACCCUCCACUUCACCCCCUGGAGGAGUGUGGCCGAGGCGAACGUCGAGGAGGGCUCAGAGUCCGAAACCAGUAGCAGCAGCCAGACCUCCGACGACGACGACUGCAUCAGAUCCUAACGUGGCUUCACGGAACAAAACCUCCAACAACACAAAUGCCAACAAAACAUCCCAGCAAGCAAAUCCCCCUCUUCCUCUCAUCUUUGUUUUUUAGAGCACCAUUUUGAAUUCUUGUUUUUUUUUUGUCAUUCUUGCACAAGGGAAAAACCAAUCAUAUCCCAGUGAAGGGGGAGAUUCCUGCUCCGCCAGACGUCGUUUUCCCUGCGUUUCCUCCUUCACUGCAGUCUCGGUCGUAUCCGACCCAGUUCCCCCCCCUCACACUCACACCCCCACCCGUUCUUCCUUUUUCUUCCUCGCUUUGUGGAACUGAUGUGUUCAUCAAGAAAAGAAGGGCAAUGAAUGCACACUUGAUUCUUCUUUAAACGGACUAACUCAUUUCAUUGAUGAUGCUGAUGACACAUUAUUAAUGAUAUUAAUAAAAAUUGGUUCCUGACAAGCUGAUAUGUUUCAAUAUGAAUCUGGCUACUGUGGUGUUUGAAUCCACACCGCCUCGUGUGGUGAGAUCAUGGAUGUUCACUAAAAUGCUUCGUGAAGACGCGGGCACGUCGUCCACUGCCAAGAACAAAGGCUCUAGUUUCCCCUGAAACGGUGCCUAUAUUUGACUUGCUUCAUGAGGAAUGGAGCUCAGUGUGCGAGCAGACCAACGAUGUUUAGGGGGGUAAUGCAGGAACAAAUUCUCAAGAGCCUGACGUAGAACUUUUCCUGAGUUUGGACUUAAGUUACUGCAGAAAUCCGGUUAUCCAAGAAAAUCUACUUGCAGAACUGAUGGAUCCAUAUGACAGUUCACCGCUUAAUGUGAUGCUAAAUCUACGUUUUAUAAAGAUUCCACGGCUUUUGACUGGUCACCUGGUAGGUGUAAAUACGGAACACUUCAACUUAUGGCAAUGAAGAGUUCCAGGUGUUUUAUAUUUUUACCCCUUGAUUCAAACUCCUUCCAGGCAAUUACAAUAUAAACGCAUGCUUCGAUGACAAUAUGUAAUGUUUAAAUAAAUCUUUGAUCACUG